Westerdykella ornata is the source of this 4151-nucleotide messenger RNA. RefSeq names its product TPR-like protein. The transcript has 2 exons. Gene Ontology annotation, molecular function: protein binding. Gene Ontology annotation, cellular component: transcription factor TFIIIC complex. NCBI's taxonomy places the organism in Eukaryota, Fungi, Ascomycota, Dothideomycetes, Pleosporales, Sporormiaceae. Bases 125 to 3760 code for a protein of 1211 amino acids. Gene Ontology annotation, biological process: transcription by RNA polymerase III. The record is from RefSeq and is a predicted model, not a curated record.
CCUCUUUGUAUUGGUGCUCAUGCAGCCGGUCCUCUUGCACUAGGUCCUCACUAAGUGCUCGCCAUUCCUCCCGGCUUCAUUAUCAAAGGGGAAUGCCAGGUUUGGGCUUACGAGCGACGCCAAAAUGAACGGAAAUGGAUCAUAUACACCCUGGAGCGAAGAAUCGGACCCCAAUCUCAUUAACCCGAUCCCGCCAUAUGGAAAUGCGUCUCAACCCUUGAAUACACAGCCUCUAUUCUCCUACUCGUCGCCAUACAACCACCCGCAGGUGCCCUUCGACAUCCGAAAUUUCCAUGGAUUUCAACUGCCCCAUCUUGAUUAUGACUUCAGCCUACCGGAGGAGGUCGCCUAUUCCACACCAGAUGAUUCCCUAGCCCCAGCUUACAGCUCUGCCGGUCCAGUCGUCUAUGAAGGUUUCGUACCCGCACCUGGUCAUGAGGAGGAUGACGAGAUUGGCGAAGAUAACUUCAUUCCCACUCGCCAAGAUGCACUGUUUCGAAGCAGUUCCAGCGAUGAGGAGUCGGACAACAGCGAGUAUGAACGUGAGCAGCUCGCGAAGGAGGAGGCGCGUCUCCAAGCUUUAGAGAUGAAAACCCUCGAAAAGGAUCAAGAGUACGAAGAUGAGGAAGAAUUGGAAGACGAGCCAGACGAGCUUCUAGUCGACGAGGAGCUAGAUGAGGAGGAGGAAAGUCCUCGUCCACGUCGUUCGCGCGGAGCUGGUGCUAGGGGCAGAGGAAGGGGCAGAGGUGGUCGCCGUGGCAGGCCGUCAAGCCGAGGGAAAGGUGGUUUUCGCGGCUCCAAGGCUGGUGGUGAACGCAAGCCUGGGCGACCGAGAGGACAGGCGCGUGCCGUUGCCGAGCCAAACCCUGAGUUCAAAGAGUUCCAGAGGAUUGCCAAUGAUGCGUAUCUGCGGAAGGAUUAUCGCACUGCCCUCGAAGCCUGCAACAAUGCCAUCCGGGUCAAUCCGGAUUAUUUCGUUGCACAUAGCUUGCGUUCUGAGAUCUUCCGAGAGAUCGGGAACGAACAGAGCUCGACGGAAGCUUUGAUAGUCGGUGCCUCUCUCAAGCGUGACAAAAAUCUAUGGUUCUACAUCAUCGAACGAAUCAAAAAACUCGACUCACGGAAAUACACCUCAUACGACAAUUCAAAGAAGACUGCGCUGAUUCUCGACUGCUUAAACGCUAUUUUGGCAAUAGAUCCGGACGAUUACGAGGCGAGAGACCAAAAGUUGGACAUCGAGUCCCGACUAGGACGCAUUUCGAAAUCUAUCCAGAUAUGCAAGAGAAUGCUCACUGCUCAGCCAGAGGAUGUCAAAGUCCUUAAGCAGAUGGCACGCAUUGGCACGUCCACGGAGAAACACACCCGACUGCAUCUUUCAACUAUUAUCGAGUCUUUUGAUACCUCUAUCGCUUGUUUCCUCGAGCACGACAAACCCCAGGACAGUGGGUUGGACUGGUCACUCCUAAACAUAUACCUUGAGUUGCUUCAUAAGAGCGGCGAGUAUUCCCGUGGUCUCACACAAGCAAAGACACUCGCUCGUUGGAUACAGUCAAGAAAGGAUGAGACCUUUUGGGACGAGCUAGAUGAUGACCGGGAGUUUGACGUAGAGGAUGAGCCAAGGCGAACGGAGGUUAAAGAAUUCUCGCGAACGUCACCGGAGACCGAGUAUGGGGAGACACUUCCUUUGGAAAUCAGGACUAAGUUAGGGUUGUUUCGGUUGCAUCUUCAACCGCCACAAUUGGAAGAAGCGAUGCGCCAUUUCGAAUUACUCAGUCCUGAGGAUGACGGCCCGGAACCUACCGUGACCAUCUAUCCUGACUUGUUUGCAGAUGUUGCUGAUGCACUGCACAAGGCAGGAUAUCCUCAGCAGGCUCUUAGGUUCUAUGGGCCGUUGCACCAGAAAGCUUCGGAUGAGCUGUCAUUGCAGAAUCUAAUGGGAAUGUAUUCCUGUUACAUCGCUACGGACCAGCCGCGCGAUGCUGACGAGAUUCUGACUGAGCUACGAGAUUGGGAUUCUGAUACCUUCGAAGACAUGGCUUUACUAGCAAAGUUCUUUGAAGAGAAGGGAUUCAAGGAGGAUGCGAUGAAGCGUGCCGAAACAGUGUAUCGAUUUGGCAAAUGGCGAUUGCUGCAGAAGGUCGGCUUUGAAGGCUAUUCGGAUAUAAUGGAACACUUCUAUAUCCAGAAAAGGAGGGAGAGAGGGAAUCAUAAAGUGAAAAAAUCGCGGGUGGGCAGAUACAUGGCAGCUCUGCGCAAGGCUACAAGAACGGAAGAUACAGGCAAAGAGAGAGCCAGACCAAGGGCGGGUCUGUUCAGGACGAGGAAAUCGAUUCCGGAUUACAAGCCAAUGCCCUUCCUUCCCGACGAGAUCCCUGGGACCAACGUUCCGAUGGACGCCAUCGAUCGAGCUCUAUUUAAGCAGAGGCUGAACGCGCUCGCGACCGACAACGCCGAAGAGUUGAAGGCAGCCAGAUCCCAGCACAGAGAGAUUGUUGCUAGCUUUAAGCGGCUGGAGGAACUGAUGGAACCGGCGACCGACGGCGAUCAUGAAGCUACGGCUGAGUGGAUAUCCAUUGCUCGCGAGCUUAUCGAAGAGUUCUCGACCUUUAAUCUCUUCUACUACAAUCGCGCGAGGCAGUUUACCGGUUACUUACGGCGUAUCGGUGCGCAGAACGAUUUCUGGAAGGAAUCUGCGCUCAUGGUCCUCGCCGUAGUUGCAAAUAAUGUCGAGGACGGCGAGGAUGAGCCAGACAUUCAAGAAAAUCCAGAGCAACCUCCCCAGGAGUUCUACGGGAUUCAUUUCGACAAAUGGUUCGAUUUAUUUGCACAGUACGCCAUCUUCCACGCGAGGCUCAACGAUCAAGACCGUUGCUUCAAUACCAUCCAAGUGGCUACUCAAGCCAACGUCUUCUGGUGGUCACACAAAUACAUGAAGCAACUCGCGUUGUGUCGACUGGCUUGUGGACUUGCUCUGGAUAAUUCGUCUCAAUGCUCACAAGCGGUCCGCUGGUUCAUGCGCAAUCACCUUUUCGCCAGUGAGCUAUUCCGCCUUUACGGCGCAGCGAACCGGCUGUGCGCAAUCGCAACGGGAUUCGCUACUGGUCCCUCCCUCAAAGCCUUCAUGCGUUACAUCAAGACAAUGGACUACGCUUUACUUCGACGUGACGAGCGCGAAAAGUACAAUUUGCGCGACGCAGAUCAUCUGGACUGGAUCGUGGGCGGAGCCAGUAGCCAAGCUGCCAACUUCGUGAAGAACCAUGACCCGGCCAUUUUCACGCUAUAUGCCCAUGUCUUGGCCGCUGGAGGGUCAUAUACAGCCGCACUGAAUUACUACUUCCGAGCCUUUGCGCUCACACCAAAGGAUCCUAUCCUGAAUCUGUGCAUUGGCAUAGCGUACAUCCAACAUGGUAUGAAGCGCUUGUCCGAAAAUAGGCAGUACCAGAUACAGCAGGGUCUGUCGUUCAUAUACCGGUACUACGAGCUCCGCACAGAAAGCGACGUACCUCUUUUUCGUCUGGAAGCAGAGUUCAACUUGGGUCGUAUCUGGCACGCGUUGGGUCUUGUCACCCAGGCUAUUCCGGCAUAUGAACGGUGCAUUAGGCUCAGCGAGAGCUUGCGGGGAUCGGCGAAGGAGGAUGGAGGCGGCCGUGUGGAUGACUUCGCUGCUGAGGCUGCUUUGUCUCUUCAGACGAUUUAUGCGUUGAGUGGGAACUUUGAGGAGGCUAUACGGGUGACGGAAAAUGUGCUUGUCCUUGAGUGAGAGGAUGGGGGAAUGAUACCCCUUUAUCAAUGGGAAUGGAAGGACAAUAAGGCGGUUCUGGCGUUCUGGAGAGUUCGAGUCUUACCCAGGCGGGUCCCAUCGUCACGGGAACGUAUAAGGAUUCGGUGUACUCUUAAUGCCAUAAUAUGGAUUGGGGCAAUUGAAUGGCCCUUGGAAUUUGGAUGUCUCUUGAAAGGCAUUAUCGUGAUUCACAUUGGGUUUCCUUUUAGUCAUUCUACUCUCAUCUCUCUCCCACUCGAAAGUUUUCGCGACUCGAGAAAGGACAGCUUCCGCUGAGAGCCUGGUUCACUAAAUGCCAGGUUGUGUUCCAACCCUAUUAUAUCCGGCGCUGACGGUUGCUGUUUUCAUCAACUUGGGAGAAAGCUAGGAC